UUCUCUCGAAAAAAAAUCAAUAAAUUUCGUGUCUGUAUAUAAUGAAGAGAUUCUCAUUUUGCUGCAUCUCAGGCAAAGUUUCCAAGAAGAGAAACCAGAACUCAGAAAAGAAAUCGAGAGAGACCAUGGAGGCUUCAAGGAGAGAUGACGCCAUUGACAAUGCAGAGGUCGGAAAAGAGAAGAAUCCCGGCAAUAUAAUACUGAAUCACGACUUCUCCUCCGGUUUACAGUCUUGGAACGCAAACUUUUGCAAAGCAUUCGUCGCCUUUCCGGAAAGAGAUGUCUCUCCCAAUGUUUCAGACACGUCGAACUGCAGAUACGUCGUUGUAACGGAUCGGAAAGAGACUUGGCAAGGCUUGGAACAAGACAUCACAACACGGGUGAAACCUGGUCAUGUCUAUAAACUCUCUGCUUGCGUCAGUGUCUCUGGACCAGCCGAGGUUUUGGCCACGUUGAAGCUUGAACACUUGGAAUCAGAAACAAAGUAUCAGUUCAUCGCAAAAGCUUGUGCCUUUAAGGAGAAGUGGGUGAAGCUCCAAGGCAUGUUCUUGAUCCCAACCUUACCCGACACAGUUGUUUUCUAUCUGGAAGGCCCAUCCCCCGGGAUCGAUCUCCUCAUAAAAUCUGUCUCCAUCCACGAAGAGGGCAAACCCGAGGGUGAGCUGGAAGAACGUGCAACGAGAGGAGAUGAAAACGUGAUCUUGAACCCGGAUUUCGUUGAUGGAUUGAACAGUUGGUCCGGGAGAGGAUGCAAGCUUGUGUUGCAUGAAUCUAUGGCGGAUGGUAAGAUAUUACCUGAGACGGGUAAGGCUUUCGCUUCUGCUACAGAACGAACACAGUCUUGGAAUGGUAUUCAGCAGGAAAUCACCGGAAGAGUUGAGAGAAAACGUGUCUACGAGGCUACUGCAGUUGUUCGGAUAUACGGAAACAAUGUGACAGAUGCUAAUAUUCAGGCAACACUAUGGAUUCAGAACCUGAAUCAGCGUGAACAAUACAUUGGCAUUGCAAACGUGCAGGCCACUGACAAGGAGUGGACACAAUUGCAGGGGAAGUUCCUCAUCAAUGGCUUUCCAUCCCGUGCAAUCAUAUUCAUCGAAGGUUCGCCUCCAGGAACCGACAUUCUUGUCAAUAGCUUUGUCGUAAAACAUGCGGAGAAGUCCCCUCCAUCGCCGCCUCCACAUAUCGAGAAUCCGGCUUAUGGAGUAAACAUACUUACGAAUAGUUCAUUAAGCGAUGGAACGACCAGCGGAUGGUUCCCGCUUGGGAAUUGCACGAUGAACGUCGGGAAAGGCUCGCCUCGUAUACUUCCUCCAAUGGCGAGAGAUUCACUCGGAACACACGAGCCUCUGAGUGGCCGAUACAUUCUCGUUACCAACCGGACUCAGACAUGGAUGGGACCUGCCCAGAUGAUCACUGAUAAACUGAAACUCUUCCUCACAUACCAAGUUUCGGCUUGGGUUAAGCUCGGUUCUGGUGUUGCCGGUCCUGAAAAUGUAAAUGUUGCCCUCGGGAUCGAUGACCAGUGGGUUAACGGAGGAUUAAUUGAGAUAAACGAUGAUAAAUGGCAUGAAAUCGGCGGUUCUUUUAGAAUCGAGAAGUAACCCUCUAAGGCCAUGGUCUAUGUUCAAGGUCCUUCAUCAGGUAUCGAUCUAAUGGUCGCAGGAUUGCAGAUUUUCCCCGUGGAUCGACAAGAAAGAAUCAGAUACCUUCGACGACAAGCUGAUAAGAUCCGAAAAUGCGAUGUUAUCCUCAAAUUCUCGGGAGUCGAUACAAGCAAGUUGUCUGGAAUUGCAGUAAAAGUCAGACAGACGAAGAACAGCUUCCCGUUGGGAACUUGCAUUAGCAGAUCAAACAUAGACAACGAAGAUUUCGUGGCUUUCUUCGUCGAGAACUUCAACUGGGCGGUUUUCGCAAACGAGCUGAAGUGGUAUUGGACCGAAGCAGAGAAAGGGAAGUUCAACUACCAAGACGCCGACGAAAUGCUCGACUUAUGCAUCAGAAACAACAUCCAAACAAGAGGACACUGCAUAUUCUGGGAAAAGGAAACAGCAGUUCAGGAAUGGAUCAAACAAUUGAACACAUCUGACUUGAAAACCGCCGUCCAAAACCGCCUCACAGAUCUUCUGAACCGAUACAAGGGAAAGUUCAAGCACUACGACGUGAACAACGAGAUGCUACACGGAUCUUUCUUUCAAGACAAGCUGGAACAAGACAUCAGAGUGAACAUGUUCAAGACUGCAAACCAGUUAGACCCGUCAGCUGUACUGUUCGUGAACGAUUACCACGUGGAAGACGGGUGCGACCCGAGAUCGAGUCCCGAGAAAUACGCCGAUCUGAUUCUCGACCUGCAGGAAAAGGGUUCUCCCGUGGGAGGUAUCGGAGUUCAGGGCCACAUUGACCGCCCUGUAGGAACGAUUGUAUGCUCUAACCUGGACGAGCUGGGGACAUUAGGGAUACCAAUCUGGUUCACAGAGCUCGAUGUCUCUUCCAUCAACGAGCACGUGAGAGGAGAAGAUCUGGAGGUAAUGCUGUGGGAAGCUUAUGCUCAUCCCGCGGUGGAAGGGGUAAUGCUAUGGGGAAUAUGGGAGCUUUUCAUGUUCAGAGAGAACUCACAUCUCGUUAAUGGCGAAGGGGACGUUAACGAAGCGGGGAAACGGCUUCUGGGUGUGAAGAGAGAGUGGCUUUCUCGUGCCAGUGGAAGCGUGGAUGGGAAUGGUGAGUUUGUGUUCAGAGGAUACGAAGGGAGUUACACUGUCGAAGUGGCGGGCUCUUCGUCUGAGAAGAAGCUUCUGAGAACUUUCACAGUUGAGAGAGGUGAUACGGCUCAAGUCAUUUCCGUUGAUCUUCAAGGUGGUGUCUGAAUGUUAUGAUUCUGUCUUCUUGUGUGAAUGAAAUGGUUUUCUACAUUGUUGAAUUUGGGUUGAGAGAUUGUGACGUUGUUCUUAUUGUAAAUGAAAGUUUAUUCAACAGCAUUAAAGAUAUCAGAUUUGAUCAUAAAAAGG
Molecule: messenger RNA, 3002 nt
Organism: Tarenaya hassleriana
Lineage: Eukaryota; Viridiplantae; Streptophyta; Magnoliopsida; Brassicales; Cleomaceae
Product: endo-1,4-beta-xylanase C
Exons: 9
Biological process (GO): carbohydrate metabolic process
Molecular function (GO): hydrolase activity, hydrolyzing O-glycosyl compounds
Source: RefSeq, a predicted model, not a curated record